UUUGUGUCAUUUCCUUUCAACACUAGAGUCCCAAGACAUGAAGGAAUUGUAGAGGAGAAAGGUUGGGGCACUGGGUCAUGAGAAUUCACACAGGUGAUUCCUCUUGAAGACCGGUUACAGACAAGUAAUCUUUCUUCUUUCUACUUCUAGAAAUAGGUGACUUGGGAAAAAACACUACGUUCAUGUUUUUGUUCGGAUGAAACAGUGAAAUCAUUUGAGGAAGCAGUUGAGUUGGGGAUAUGGACCCAUGUCACAGAGGAUGAUGAACGGCACUCCUAACUUCUAACAGAACCAUAACUGGAGAUCUGAAGAAGAAAAACCAUGAUGUAAGGCAAUACGACAUGCAACUGCAUGAUAGGAAGGAGGUGUCAAGUCAAGUGGAUAGUUUGACCUGUAAAAAUGACCGUCUGCAUAAAGAAUUUAUUGUAAUUGACAAACUAUCUGAGCAGCUGGAAAAAGAAGAACUGCUGUUGAAUACCUCUGAUAAGGAGCUUGAGGAAGCAAAGAUUCAGGUUAUUUUAGAAGCAGAAGCUGAAAAAAAGCAAGGGAAGUCACCUUCAAGGCUUGGUAUCUUUACUGAGACAUUGCAAGAGGACAGAGACUGCUAUAAAAGUGAGGUUGAGAAUUUGCAGAAAAUACUUAGAAACGCAUCUUCAAGUCCUAGGCAGAGGCCUUCUUGUGGCAGCAUGUCAAAAAGAUUUUCAGCCAUCCAGGGAGCGAGUUCUGAUCCAGAAGUUCUGAAAAUAUUGAGAGAACGUGAAGAACUUAAGUCAAUGCUGGAAAAAUAUGAGCGCCAUGUGGCAGAAAUUCAGGGUAACAUCAAGGUUUUAACAGCUGAAAGAGACAAAGUUGUCAUUCUUUAUGAACGGGCACAGGAAGAGAUAUCUCGACUUCGUCGGGAAGUUAUCAAAUGCCCGAAGACUGCUAAAAGUACUGUGACAGCUCAAGCUAUCCUAAGGCGUGUGGAGACAGAAAGGGAUACAGCACUAUCUGAUUUCCGAAGGAUGACUACAGAACGUGAUAGCCUCAGGGAGCAGUUAAAGAUUUCCCAAGAGACUGCAUUUAAUGAGAAGGCUCAUUUGGAACAGAGAAUUGAAGAGCUGGAAACAACAGUUCAGAAUCUAGAUAGUGAACGGUUAGAACAAAUGUCCAAACUGGCACUAAUGAAAGAGACUGUAGAUUCUCUGGAAACAGAGAUGACAACCUUGGCAAGAAGAGCGCUGGACUCUGAAACUGAAUUGAGCCGACAGAAAGUCGAAUAUGUUUCACUUCGUUUAUUGAAUGAAAAGACAGAACAGAGUCUUUCAGAGACUCAGCAAAGCCUUGCUAAGAAAAAAUAUGAAUUACAACUUACCCAAGAGAAAAUUAUGCUUUUGGAUGAAAAAAUUGAUAACUUUUCAAAACAAAGUCUUAUACAAGAAGAGGAGAUCUGUGCUUUGAAAGAAACAAUUACACAACUUGAUAAAGAAAAGGAAACUUUGCAAGACUGUGUCAAAGAAGGAAAAAAGAAGAUUGCUACUCUUGAAGAAAGUCUGACAAUUAAAGAAAAAAACAUUUCAGAUUUCAAGAUUCUGAUUUCUGAGUUGGAGCAUUCCACAAAAAAAUCUGCUGAAGCUCUCUGUAUCUGUGAGAAAGAUAUCACCAGUUUGCAUCAACAGCUAGAAGAAACCAGUGAUGAACUUGCAGAGACACAGAAGCACAGAGAAUCAUUAGCUCAGGAGAAUGGCAGGUUACAAGAGCAUCUUUCUAAUAUUAAGCAAGAAAAUCAGGUACUGCAUAAAAAACUAGCACAGUACCAGAAUGAGCUUGAUGAUAUGAAGUUGAAAGCCCAGGAUUCAAAUAAAGAUAUUGUCAGGCUGAAGGGUAUGCUGAAGUCUAAAGAGAGAGAGAACUGUGAGCUUUUGGAGAAUUACCACAAAGCCUGUGAAAAAGAAGAAAGCUGGGAAACAAAAUGCCAUCAAGCAGAAGCAGAUUGUAGCUCUGUUAGACUGGUGCUAAUCAGUGCAGAGUCUGAGAACCGCAGGUUGAAAGAAAGAAUCGAGGCCCUUGAAAUAGAGAUGGAGCAACAUCUAACAACAGAAAAAGCAUACAAGUCUCAGAUUUCUACCUUAAACAAGUCUCUUGUGAAAAUGGAAGGAGAGCUUCAAAACUUGCAACGGGAGAAAGUCUCUGUACUUGCGGAUCUCACAUCUACACAAGAACUUUGCAUUAAAUUGGAUGCAGGCAAAGAACUGUUAAAUCGGCAGUUAACCUCCAGUGCAGAGGAAGUAGAAAGGCUGCAGAAUGAUUGCGAAUCAUCCCAUUCUGAAAUAGAACUCCUCAGGAAACAACUGGCAAAUGAAAGAGCAUCUAUGAAAAACCUGGAGUCUUUGCUUGUGUCCAGUCGAGAGAAAGAAUUGCAAUCACAGAUAGCAGAGCAAGAAAGAGACUCUGAAAUUCAGCUCCUCAAGGAGCAGCUUGCUUUAGCAGAAAAUAAACUUGCUGUGCAAAGUCGAGAUUUUACUCAGCUGAGAAAUACAACGGUUCAGCUAGAGUCAGAACUAGAUAUCACCAAAAGACAGCUGGGAACUGAGCGCUUUGAAAGGGAACGUGCUGUACAGGAGCUUCGACUCCAGAAUCUUACAACCUCGUAUCAGUUAAGCUCCACAUUAAGAACAUCAUCACCUGAACGUUGCCACCAUCAGUCUCCUGAGUGGUCUCUGGACCGGUCCCUGGAAGGGGAUUCUUUAUUCAAAGACUUUUAAUGUUAUAUUCACGAUGGCUUGUGAAGACCGUGCACGUCAUCUGGAGAGUUAGAGGUCAAAUGUAAUUCUGGGCUUAUCAUCUUUUCACUUUUAAAUGCUAAAUUUCAUUAAAUGCAUUUCACGACUUCUUGAACAAGUUUUCGGACACUCCUAAUGUUGUUCAGUGGAAAGAAAUCUGUCUAGAUAAUUUCCUCUUCCUCCUAGCCCUCCUCAAUCUUGUAUCAUUGUGGGAUAUGGCACAUCUCAGUUAACAGGAAAAAAGAAUGCAAGUUACAUCAACUGUACUGAUUACUGUUCCAUUAUUAAAAAUGUAUUGAUAUAACUGGAAUAAAGGAAUGGAUAUAACAAUAUCAGGGAAAAGAAGUGUCUCUAUCCCGAUGUUAUAAUUUGAAUGUAUUUUUGCUGAACUAUGUGAGGAUUAUGCUUGCAAGAAGGUGUUAUGCUAUCUCAAGGUAGGCAGGGAUUUUUUUUUUUUCCUUCAAACCUCUCAUACUUCUCAAUUUGGCCAAAAUAGGAUACUAAAGCCAGGAGAUAUCACAGUGUUUUGAUAUUCAUCUAUCACAUGUUAUGAUACGGUAUGUUUUUGUAUGUUUCCACUAUAGAUAUGUUUGAGAGCUAUUCAACUUCUAAGAAUUUUAUUACAACUUUCUUGUAAUAAUCUAUUUAUUUUUACAACAAUUUUAUUACAACUACGCUACCCUUGUACUUAAAGAGUUUUUUAAUAUGAAAGAGUACUAUUUGUAUGGUGAUAAAUACUGACAUUUUAACUUGUUCAGAAUUUCUGCUCUUUAUAACAUUUACAAAUAUUAUGACCUACACUCUUGCGUUUUAAAUACAGGAGAGGACGUAGCAUUCUCUCCUGCUGUAAAUUAUCAGGGAAGUCUCUUCUGUAUUUGGAAAUAAAUAAUUUCUGUUUAAUUCAGGACAUUAUUCACUUUUUUUUUUUUUAAUAGAUUCAUCCUUCUUGCUAUCUUCAUAAACUUAGAAAUCUUUUGGAAAAGUUUUAUCUUUGAAGGCAAGGACAGGUUAGUUAUGAUAAUGGUUUGAACCAACAUCUUGCAUAUGUUGCAUAGACAUUCUGUUUGUGAUAACUUGACUACUACACAUUCAGAGUCAUAUCUCAAAUAAUGUUUGAAGACAGCAUAACCUAUAUAAAUGCCCCUUACCUCCUUUUAAAACCUGUUGAUGUGAGCUAUAGAUAUGAUUCUAUGUUGCUUUUAGGAACAGGUUGCUUUAAAAAGGCCUUAAAGGUAUUUGAUAAAGGUCCCCUCCAAAAUGAUAGCAUAGAAAUAUAUACUUAUAACAAAUUCUAGGACUAGCUUUCCACAAGAGCAACAAUAUCACUGUAGUUGCAACCUCACAGCUGACCUAAGGUGAAGCCAGAAAGGGAAGAAAAGAUGGAAGAAGAAUUAUUUCAAUUUGCUUCAGUUUGUGAGUAAUAUAUUUCAGUUUAAGAAAAAACUGCUUGUUCACAUCUUGCCAAUGUUGUAAUAGCCUUAGAGGAUUUGAACAGUGUUUGUUCAUUGGGAAUUGCAUAUAUUACUCUUAAGAGUAAUAUAUUCUGAAAACCUUGAGACCAUUGCUGAAUUUGAAACUUUUCUUCCUCCUUUAAGUCGAAAAUAAAUAAUGAGUUCAGUCAGCAUAUUUAUAAUUUCAUAUUUCGGAUUGCAAGCCCUCUAAUUUUUUUAUAACACACCUUAUUUGUUUUCCUAAAGCAGGAAGUACUAUUGAACGUGUCCAAAUUGAAAUGUAUUAUAAUAUUCUGCGGUGCUAUCUGUUUCCUCAUAAUGUGGGUUACUGGUGGUAGGGUACUUCUCUUGUUAUUGCUUUAUUACAGUAUUUUGUUUGGAAAUAAACAUAAACAAUCCCCCCCAACAUUCAUGUUUGCAUU
Messenger RNA from Struthio camelus australis, 4635 nucleotides. The record is from RefSeq and is a predicted model, not a curated record. Lineage: Eukaryota; Metazoa; Chordata; Aves; Struthioniformes; Struthionidae.